AUGCUGACGAUGCGCCGCAACUCGCUCGCCGUGCAGGAGCACGACCUCUCGCUGCAGGACCUCACGGAGCUCAUCGCCGAGAUGGUGGGAGAUGAGGCCACGUACGCGGCCUCCAUUCACCUCGCAAUCCGACGACGCGUGGAAGGCGCACCCACCCAUGGACCUCAAGACGCCCAUCAAGGCUCUGGACGCGGACAAGUUGUAGGAACUCGCCACUUGCGAAGGCAGCGGCUUCCAAUCCGCGCUGCACGUCCUCUUCGAGACCGACCCUUUCAUGCUGUCGAGCAUCCUACGACUGCACACGAUGCGGCGUUGGUGCGCGGCGGCCAAACCGCUAGCGCCGGCUCAAGCGUUCUGCGAUCGCUUCAAGGCCAUCACUGGCAGCGCGCCGACCAGCGGCAACUACAUCGACGCGGUCGCCCACUUCCAGGAGCGCUCAGAACACUACCACGACGCGCUGAUGCCCGCGGUGGCAGAAAUGGCCUUGCGUACUUUGAAUACGCGCUCGUUCUCCAUGCGCCGUAUCACUAUCGACAUGAUGCUACAUAUUGUAUGCUGGUUGCCGUGCUCGGCCACGCCAUUGAUUGGUUGCCGACCUCCAGCCCGACGCGCAUGCUCACGUCGCGCUGCCUUUUGAACCUUCUAUACUCGGAGCUCGGUGCAGCGAUUGUCGCCCACCUCCAAGAGCACGUGCCGAGUGGCCACGUCAACGACAUCGUGGCGCUGCGCAAUGCGGAGAAGGUGUACACUACCAGCUACCACGUCGUGCUCGAAGGCAUUGGCGGGACGCCGACAUGCGCCGCUCCAGUGCUGAGGCGGCCGCGGCCCCCGACCAUCACCUCUACACCGCUUUUUCUCUCGCUACCAUCAGCAUCAACAACAUUCCCGACAUCGGCCACCUCUUGA
This is a messenger RNA of Saprolegnia parasitica CBS 223.65, 906 nucleotides long. RefSeq lists its product as hypothetical. The transcript has a single exon. The record is from RefSeq and is a predicted model, not a curated record. NCBI's taxonomy places the organism in Eukaryota, Oomycota, Saprolegniomycetes, Saprolegniales, Saprolegniaceae. Bases 1 to 906 code for a protein of 301 amino acids.